Messenger RNA from Gorilla gorilla gorilla (western lowland gorilla), 1457 nucleotides. RefSeq names its product selection and upkeep of intraepithelial T-cells protein 1-like. Gene Ontology annotation, molecular function: signaling receptor binding. The record is from RefSeq and is a predicted model, not a curated record. Gene Ontology annotation, biological process: T cell receptor signaling pathway; regulation of cytokine production. Gene Ontology annotation, cellular component: external side of plasma membrane. The transcript has 9 exons. NCBI's taxonomy places the organism in Eukaryota, Metazoa, Chordata, Mammalia, Primates, Hominidae.
UUCUUAUCACAGGUAUAAUGGAAAGUACAGGGCUAUCUUUCUCCAGAUACUUUGUUGUUAUGAAUCUCCUCCAGAUGACAAUAUCAAGUUCAGAACAAUUCAUAGUGAAUAGCUUAUAGAGGCCAAUCUUGGCUCCACUGGGUGGAAAAGUUGAGCUCAGUUGCCAGCUGUCUCCACCACAAAGCGCAGAACACAUGGAAAUACGCUAGUUCCGGAGUCAGUACACACGACCUGUUUACCUGUAUAAGGAUGGUAAAGACCUGUAUGGAGAAACUAUCUCCAAGUAUGUGGAGCGGACAGAGCUCCUGAAAGAAGCCAUUGGAGAAGGUAAAGUGACCCUCAGGAUCCUUAAUGUCAGUGCUGAUGAUGACGGGCAGUACCACUGCUUCUUCAAAGACGGAAAUGUCUAUGAAGAGGCCAUCACAGAAGUGAAGGUCACAGCUACAAGUUUAGAAAUACAAAUUCUUAUUCAUCCUCCGAAUAGCAAAGGUCUUUUAGUGGAGUGUAAUUCAGAAGGUUGGUUCCCACAGCCUCAAAUGGAAUGGAGAGAGAGCAGAGGAGAGAUCAUUCCGCCUGCAUCAAAAUCCUAUUCCCAGGAUAGAAACAAAUUGUUCAACAUGAAGAUGAGCCUUCUCCUUAGAGACAGCUCCCAUGACAACAUCACUUGCUACCUUCAAAACCCUGUAACUGGUCAAGAGGAAAGGACAAGCAUUGUCUUACCAGAUAAACUGUUUCCAUGGAAUUCUAUCUGGAUACUGAUUCUGGUUGCAAUCUUGGCUGUUCUGCUAUUCUUCAUUAUGUUGCCAAGUGUUGAACUACAGCAAAAAGAGCAACGUAACUGGUGUGACUAGAAUUCUCCCUGCCUGAUAGGCAUUGGGAUAGUCUUCUUUUCAAUGUGUGUAAUUGUUGGACUCAUUAUUGGUUUGCAUCGCAGAAACAGAGGGCUCUACAAUCAGCAGGUGGCAAACCCACUGAUGUUUCUGUCCCUCCUUCAGGUUGGCAAGUUCCCCCAGGCCCCGGAUAGGCAGACAUUGCCUCUCCCUGUGGCCACCAGCAGCAGCAGCCCAUGGGGUGUUUUACUUAAAGUUCAGGGGCUCUUUGAUCAGCUUGUGAUUAAUGCUACCAGGCCUUGGACUCAACCUUCAGUUCAGGAUGUGGGCCUCCUUGAUUUCAUAGUUCUCUUUUCUUGUUACCUAGAGGACAUACUCUCUCCACCCACCUGCAAACACUUGUGUGGGAGUAGCUAUCUCAACAUCAUGAGCAAAAGCAUUAUGCUAGGUCAGCUCAGUGCUAAAGCAACAGGGAUAGAGAAGAGGGAAGCAGAGUCCCUGCUCUCAAGGAGGCCAGAACAAGAAUUGUUGUUCACAUAUCUGGUGCCGAAGGAGCAGAAGGAAGAAGUUGUGGAGAAGGUGGGCAAACAGAGAAGAGGAAGAGCCUUCCACCAGAGACCAGUAUGA